Messenger RNA from Aspergillus thermomutatus, 1428 nucleotides. Its product is annotated as OSTA/TMEM184 family protein. The transcript is spliced from 4 exons. The coding region runs from base 1 to 1428 and encodes 475 amino acids. Gene Ontology annotation, molecular function: transporter activity. NCBI's taxonomy places the organism in Eukaryota, Fungi, Ascomycota, Eurotiomycetes, Eurotiales, Aspergillaceae. The record is from RefSeq and is a predicted model, not a curated record. Gene Ontology annotation, biological process: transport.
AUGAUCCCCAUCUACUCUCUCGUCGCUUGGCUGAGUACCUACUUCUACAAAAAUGCGGUCUACUACGAGCUGAUCGGCAACUCUUACGAAGCGUUCACGAUUUCGGCCUUCUUCGCCUUACUCUGUCAUUACAUUGCGCCGGAUCUCCACAGUCAGAAGGAAUACUUUCGCGGAAUCACGCCGAAGCAAUGGAUCUGGCCCAUACCCUGGCUUCAGAAAUGCUGCGGCGGGGAGAAAGGGGUGUGGAGGAUACCACGGAGUGGGCUGACAUGGUUCAAUGUUAUCUGGGUAGGCGUCUUCCAAUACUGCCUUUUGCGCGUGUUGAUGACCGUCGUCGCGGUUAUCACCCAGAACUUUGACGUGUAUUGCGAGGAGAGUUUAAAUCCGGCGUUUUCGCACAUAUGGUGUAUGGCAGUGGAGUGUGUUGCUGUGUCCAUUGCGAUGUACUGCCUGAUCCAAUUCUAUUACCAGGUCAAGAAUGAUAUCAGCCAGUAUUCGCCAUUCCUGAAGAUCGUCUCUAUCAAGCUGGUGAUCUUCCUUUCAUUCUGGCAGUCUACCUUGAUCAGUUUUCUUUCCUCCUCCGGAGCUAUCAAGGCGAAUGAUACAAUACAGCAACAGGAUCUCAAAGUUGGACUCCCCAACCUACUCAUCUGUGUUGAGAUGGCGAUCUUUUCCGUCCUGCAUCUGUGGGCAUUCCCAUGGCGGCCAUACUCUCUCGCAAACGCACACGCCGAUGAGGUGACCGACUUCUAUGGCAACGGCAAAGCGACUUAUCAGGGUGGUCGGUGGGGUAUGAAAGCUCUUCUCGACUCGGUCAAUCCGCUCGACCUAGCCAAAGCCGUGGGCCGCAGCAUACGUUGGCUCUUCGUGGGGCGUAAGAAGCGAACGCUGGAUCCCAGCUACCAGAACCAGAGCGAAGUCAUUGGUCUUAAUACAACCAGCAAUGGCUCCGGGACAAAUGUCACAGCCUACCAAGGCGCAGGCGCUGUUAUGGCUGGCAGCAGAACGGCACCGUAUGGGACAUCGCCCGAUGAUGAAGGCCAGGUUCUUCUCUCACACGCGCAGCCAAAUCCGACGUUGCCGCCGACUGGCGACCUGGCCCCUCCACCUUAUGAUUAUGAGCAUGAUGGUCGCUUCUACUCGUCGCAUGAUCGGUUGAGUAGCGCGUCCUUGCUGGAACCUACACCAUCUCAUUCUCCGCAACCAUAUUCUCCUUAUGAGCAAUACCAUAACAACCCUUACGGGGUACCGGACAGGGAGGAAGAACUCCCACUAAACGCAAGCAACAACCUGCCCCAAUCUCAGCAGGGAGCUACCAGUCAUCAUCCUCACGAAGGGGAUUACUUGCAAGAGCAGCCACCUAUACCUAUGCCUGAUCCGUACCAGCCUCCGCCUGUCCACUUCGAUAAUGAGCACGGCCGGCGAUAG